Messenger RNA from Neopsephotus bourkii (Bourke's parrot), 873 nucleotides. It is a transcript of the gene GRAP, whose product is annotated as GRB2 related adaptor protein. Gene Ontology annotation, molecular function: protein binding. The coding region runs from base 94 to 747 and encodes 217 amino acids. The record is from RefSeq and is a predicted model, not a curated record. The transcript is spliced from 5 exons. Lineage: Eukaryota; Metazoa; Chordata; Aves; Psittaciformes; Psittacidae.
GACAUCAGCACAGCUUCCUGCCGCCGGCACCGCUGCGCUGUGUGCUCACCCCUGCACCCCACAGGGCCCCUCAGAACCAUCACAGCCAGAGCCAUGGAGUCGGUGGCUCUGUACAGCUUCCAGACGACCGAGAAGGACGAGCUGCCCUUCCACAAAGGGGACACCCUGAAGAUCCUCAACAUGGAAGAUGACCAGAACUGGUACAAGGCUGAGCUGUACGGCUGCGAGGGCUUCGUCCCCAAGAACUACAUCAAGGUCAAGCCUCACCCGUGGUACGCGGGAAGGAUCUCCCGGCACCUGGCAGAGGAGCAGCUCCUCCAGCGCAGGCACAUGGGAGCCUUCCUGAUCCGAGACAGCGAGAGCGCUCCGGGGGAGUUCUCCAUCUCCGUCAACUACGGGCAGCACGUCCAGCACUUCAAGGUGCUCAGGGAGAGGAAAGGCAAAUACUACCUCUGGGAGGAGAAGUUCAACUCCCUCAACGAGCUGGUGGAUUUCUACAGGAGCAGCAGCAUCGCCAAACAGCAGCAGAUCUUCCUCCGGGACGAGGACCAGGGCCAGGAGGGCAGGAGACCCAGGUUCGUGCAGGCUCAGUUCGAUUUCUCCUCCCACGACUGCUCCCAGCUCCCCUUCCUCCGCGGGGACAUCAUCGAGGUCCUGGCCUGCCCCGACCCCAACUGGUGGCAGGGGAAGAUCUACGGGCGCGUCGGCCUCUUCCCUCGCAGCUACGUGCACCCCAUCUGCAGGUGAGCUGCUGCGGGCAGGCAGGGGGGGACCACGGCCCCGCUGCCCCCCGCUCACCGGAGCUGCUUUGGCCCCGGACACGGACUGCACAUCCCCUCGUCCCCAUGGAUGGUGCCGUCCCUCCGCAGGGCU